AUGAAUGUACCACCCCCUCCUCUCCCUAUUCAGCCAUUACCAGAAGGUUGGACAGAACAUAUAUCACCCAUCGGGCUAGCAUACUAUUACCACGCACCAUCACGCACUUCCAUAUGGCUACGUCCUACUCUCGAGACUCCCCUCCUCAUUCCCACAGAUGCAGAAGGAGAUGAACAUCCGAUUGCUCGAAAGAUCAUGUCCGGUACGGGGUGGGCAAAGAUAAAGACAAAUAGGGGGAACGUAUUCUGGAGAAAUGCACAGAGGGGGGUGAGCGUGUGGGAGAUACCGGAGGAGUUGGAAAGGACGAGGAAGAGGGCGCUGGAGGAGGAGGGGGAAGAAGGGAGUAACAAGAGGAUGAAAGUACAGGAAGAGGAGGAGGAUGGGGAAGAGGAAGAGGGAGAGGAAGACGGGAGAAAGGAAGAGCAAGAAGCGCGGGAAGCUGCCACCCGCUGGGCGCAGGAAGAACAAGCGCGUCAAGAAGCCGCUGCUGCUGCUGAACUCGAAGCUGCAGAAGAAGAGAAAGCAGCCGCUGCCGCAGCCGCUGCCAAACCCGCGAUCCCCAACCUCACCCCUGACGAAGCGCGCGCAGUUUUCCUCUCCAUGCUCCGGGAGCUCAACAUCUCCCCUCUCUUGCCAUACGAAGACGCGCUCCCCCUUCUCGUCAAAGACUCUCGGUACUCCCUCCUCCCCUCCGCCUCCGAACGACUGGAGGUGUUCAACUCAUUCUGUCGGACAGCCGCUUCCUCCCGCCCCGCGUCAGUCAAGCUCAGCGCGGAGGAAGAGUUCGCCAAGCUCUUACGUAAGGAAGUGACGAGCACCAGGACGAGCUGGACCGAGUGGCGCAGGAAAUGGAGGAAGGAUAGGAGGUUUUGGGGCUGGGCGGGGGACAGGGAGAGGGAGGGGAGGUUUAGGGCUUGGCUGAAGGAGUUGGGGGAGAGGAAGCGCCUGGAGGCGGAGAGGGCGAGCAGGGAGUUUGGGGAGAUGCUCGCCGAGCAGGGGGUGGAGGGGCCUUGGUCCGAGGUUAAGAGGCGUUUUGCGGGGGAUAGGAGGUACGACGAUGUUGGGUCUUCUUCGCUCAGGGAAGAACUGUACAACGCCUACCUCUCUUCCCGUGCUUCAACUUCCACAUCUGCGCCCACUGCGGGCGCUUCCGCCUCUGCUCCUGCGCCCAGCACCAAAUCGGAAAAGCACGAGUCUAAACUAGAAAGACAACAGCGUGCGCUCCGGGAACGGGAGGCCCAAGUCCGCCAAGAGCUGCAACGCGCAUCGCACCAAGCGGGCGAGAGUCGCGCUCUCCUAGGAGCAGGCGAGUCAGAGCGGGAAUUCGCUUCUCUCCUCCUGGACGCCGUGCGCGAGUUGGACGUCAGCUGGGCUCAGGCGCUCCCUGCUCUGCGCUCCGACCCGAGGUUUAGAGGGCUGAGCGAGGGGAGGAAACAGCAGAUGUUUGCCGAGCAUAGGGACCAACUCCGUCUUCGCCAGAUCGGGGCUCUGCGUACGCUCUUCCUCGCCCAUGCGCCGGAGCUCGACACGCCCUUCUCCGCAUUGCCCGUAUCGCUCAUCACCAGUCUCCCUGCUUCCAAGCUCGGGCUCAACCCGCGCACCCUGGCAAAAGAGUUCGAUACCUGGUGCGAGGAGAAACUGGCUACCGCUAGGAAGGAAUUUGAUGACAUGCUCCGGGAGAACUCGUUUGUCCAGUUCUGGGGUCAAGCGAAGAAGCUCGGCCAAGCCUCGGCAGCAGAAGCAGAACAACAAGGCGUACAGCUCGAAGAGACAGCAGCGUACGGUGACGAAGAGGAGUUCGUGAGCGAGGAAGCGGACGGGGCUGGUGGGCUGGGCAAGCGGGCUGCGGAGGUGGGGCUGGAACAGGUCGAGAGGGUCUUACGUGGGGAUAGGAGGUGGAGGGCUUGGGAUUGGAAGAGGGAGGAGAGGGACAGGUGGUUGAGGGAGUGGAUGGAGGGGAUGAAGGCGCCGGCGUUGAGUGUGCAUACGGCGUAGGGUUGUUGUAAUGGCAUGUGAUGC
Messenger RNA from Dacryopinax primogenitus, 2019 nucleotides. RefSeq lists its product as uncharacterized. NCBI's taxonomy places the organism in Eukaryota, Fungi, Basidiomycota, Dacrymycetes, Dacrymycetales, Dacrymycetaceae. The transcript has 3 exons. Gene Ontology annotation, molecular function: transcription coregulator activity; RNA polymerase binding. Gene Ontology annotation, cellular component: nucleus. The record is from RefSeq and is a predicted model, not a curated record. Bases 1 to 1995 code for a protein of 664 amino acids.